AUGUGUCACCGGAUCUUCUAUCAGGAGAAUCAUUCCGAAACGAAAACGCCGAUGGGAAAUGCUAUUGUUCGAGUCUAUACUGCUAUAUUACAGUAUGCAGCGGAAGUCCGGAAGACGCAGCAAGCCAAUAGGAAAGAAGGUGCUAGGAAAUGUUACUGUGAUAGCGGAUCAACCACUUUCGAAACUGAAGUCCCGCAUCAACGAGGAGGAACAGAACUUCCAGAAAUAGGUUCAAGUCGAUCGAUAUCUCCGGCACAAAACAGAAGCACAAAAUAUCCUAGUUCGAAUUGGCGAGAUGAUUGUAUCGAUCUACGAUCUCCACCGGACCUUUGA
Molecule: messenger RNA, 333 nt
Organism: Talaromyces stipitatus ATCC 10500
Lineage: Eukaryota; Fungi; Ascomycota; Eurotiomycetes; Eurotiales; Trichocomaceae
Exons: 2
Coding region: 1-333 (110 amino acids)
Source: RefSeq, a predicted model, not a curated record